UAUUGUCACGUAUUUAUACUUGAGCAAGCAGUGUUACUUUGUCAGUGAACAACUAUUGAAUGUAGCAGUGAACAUCGAUUCAUUUGAUCAUCGUUACAAUUGAAAUAAAUAGCAACAGUUUUCGAAUGAAUUGAAACCGUUUGCUCUCUAUAAAUAAAUCCGGUUUCAACUGUAGUUUGUUUAAAAUUUAUUGUGUAAAAGAGAAUAAUGAAGAUCAAUAGUGCAGUGCUAUAUCGAGCUAUAUUUCUAAUCAGUACAGUGGUUUUGGCAAUAAACGCAUAUGAGAAAAAGUUCCAUCAUCCGAACUAUGUGACAAAACGUUCGGUGAUGGUACAUUUAUUCGAAUGGAAAUGGAAUGACAUAGCCGAUGAGUGUGAACGAUUUUUAGCACCAAAUGGAUAUGCCGGCGUUCAAGUGAGUCCGGUUUCGGAAAAUGUGAUUGCCGAAAAUCGACCGUGGUGGGAAAGAUAUCAGCCAAUUUCAUAUCGAAUAAUCACACGAUCUGGCAAUGAAAACGAAUUUAAGUCGAUGAUUGAUCGAUGCAAUCAAGUUGGUGUUCGAAUUUAUGUUGAUAUUGUAUUCAAUCAUAUGACGGGUAAAAAAGGGAAAAUUAUCGGAACCGCCGGUACAACAGCCGAUGUUGAUAAAUUGGAAUAUCCGGGCAUUCCAUAUGGCCCCAAUGAUUUUCAUCAUCCACUUUGCAAUAUCAACAACUAUGACAAUCCAUUCGAAGUUCGGAACUGCGAAUUAGUUGGUUUGCCCGAUUUAAAUCAAUCGAAUGGACGAACACGCGAUAAAAUCGUUGAGUUCAUGAACGAACUACUGACAUUGGGUGUAGCAGGCUUUCGUAUCGAUGCAGCAAAGCAUAUGUGGCCACAUGAUUUGUACGAAAUUUAUAGUCGAUUAAACAAUCUCAGCACAAAGGCAUUUCCAGCAAAUUCCAGGCCAUUCAUUUAUCAAGAAGUCAUCGAUCUUGGUGGCGAAGCAAUCAAAAAAACCGAGUAUUCUCCGAUCGGUGCAGUAACUGAGUUCAGAUUUUCACAAGAAAUCGGCAAAGCAUUCCAAGGUAGAAACGAUUUAAAAUGGUUACAAAGUUGGGGUCCUGCAUGGAGUAUGUUGCCAUCGAACGAAGCCUUUGUAUUUGUUGAUAACCAUGAUAAUCAACGUUCAAAUGAUGCGAAUAUUUUGACACAUAAAUCACGUGAACGCUAUAUUACAGCGACUGCAUUCAUGCUGGCACAUCCGUAUGGUUAUCCACGAGUAAUGAGCUCAUUUAAAUUCUCUGCAUUCGAUCAAGGUCCACCGGCUGACGUCAAUGGUGAAAUAAUUUCACCAAAAAUUAACUCAACCAACGAACAAUGUGAAAAUGGUUGGAUAUGCGAACAUCGAUGGCGUGAAAUUCGGAAUAUGAUUAAGUUUCGAAACAUUGUUGGCAAUGCACCAGUCUCAUCGUGGUGGGACAAUGAUCGUAAUCAAAUUGCUUUUUGCCGUGGCACUCGCGGUUUUAUUGCCUUCAAUAUUGAAUCGAUCGAAAUGAAUACGAAACUGUUCACAUGCAUGCCGUCUGGCACAUAUUGCGACAUCAUUACCGGAGAAUUAGAUGGCACGGCCAAAUGUACCGGCAACCAAGUUGUGGUCGAUGAAAAUGGAGAGGCACAUAUUCGAAUCGCUUCGGGCACCAUUGGUGUACUUGCCAUACAUAUUGGGGCAAGAAUUGACUUUCAGCCAGAAGUUAUUAUUCGCUUCUAAUUACAUGUUGCGUGCGCGUGAUGAAAGCAGACACAACAAAACAAACAUCAUCAUUUGUAAACGAAUAUUUGAGCGUAAUUAACUCAAUAAUUGUGGCGAAAUGAAACGUGAUUUAUUUGAUUAAGUACUAUAAGCUAAAUUAUUCAAAUUAAUUUCAAUUGUUGCGCAGUUUAAUUUGUUGCGUAAAAGAAAAUUGACAAUUUUGUUUGAGCGAAAUAAAAAAAUAAAUUGAAAAACACAGAAGUGCUGUUAUUUUCCCCCAGACUAAA
Contarinia nasturtii (swede midge) is the source of this 2018-nucleotide messenger RNA. Its product is annotated as alpha-amylase A-like. Gene Ontology annotation, molecular function: alpha-amylase activity; cation binding. The transcript is spliced from 5 exons. The coding region runs from base 208 to 1749 and encodes 513 amino acids. The record is from RefSeq and is a predicted model, not a curated record. Gene Ontology annotation, biological process: carbohydrate metabolic process. NCBI's taxonomy places the organism in Eukaryota, Metazoa, Arthropoda, Insecta, Diptera, Cecidomyiidae.